CAUUUAUAUGCAGAUGAGCAUGUCGCAUUAAGAAUCAAAAUAAUGUAUACUUAUAGCGUUGGAGCUUUGUCAGAAAUUUCCGAAUUGCUGCACCAAUUUAAACUUCAUGUUCAACAAACUCUUAUGUUUUGCUUUCCACUUAUUUAAACAAAAUGGAAGAAGCAUUAUUAACACCUCCAACUUUUAAAUUAAAUUUUCCAAAACAAGUUCAAUGUGUCGAAUGGUCCCCUUAUGAAUGGUCUCAAAAUUUAAUUUGUAUUGCUUUAGGACAAGAAAUAUUUAUUGCUACCAUUAAAUUUCAAGAAGAGGAUGAUGUUGUAGAAGAUAUUAUUUAUAAUCUUCUACGAACGUUUCAUCAUGAGACAAGAGUACAUGCAAUUGCAUGGAGUCCAAAGACGUCCUUAAGCAUUGUACCUAAAAUUUUAUCAUUUUGUAUUGCUGGAGCAGAUUUUAAAAUUAGACUGUAUAAUAGUGAUUUGAAUGAAAGUCAUGAGUUUGAGGUACUAGAGGGUCAUAAAGAUUAUGUAAAUGAUAUUUCUUUUGAUCCAGAAGGCAAGUACCUAGCAUCUGUUUCAGAUGAUCAUACAUGUAAACUUUGGGCAAUUAAUGAAAAUAAAAAAUGCUUCUUAAUGUUUCCUUUAACUUCUGCGGGUGUAAAUGUAUGUUGGCAUGCUGAAGAAGAGGGAAAGCUUCUAGUUGCUGAAAAAAAUGGUAUAAUACAUAUGUAUAAUGUAACGAGUGAACGUGCUAUAAUGUCUGUAGAUGCCGGAACAAUUCCAUUAUCAACAGCAGACUGGGGAUUGAACCCUCUAAAAGUGGCUUGUAUUGCUUCAGGUGAACUUAUUACAUGGGAUAUGUCAAGACCUAGUCGGCCGUUGGAAACGCGGACUCUUCAUAUCGAAGGUGGUACCAUAAUGAAAUUUUCACCCUCUAACGAAAAUCUUGUAGCUAGUAUAGGUAGACCAGAUAAUAUCUUAAAAAUUACGAAUUUAAAGACUAAACCAUCAGUUUUAUGUGGACGUGUUCAAUUAUUUGGUGGAUUAAGUUGGCAUCAAAGAAUACAAAUAGUGUGUGCUGGUAGCGAUAGACAAUUGUUAUUUUGGAAAGUGAAUAAUAAAUAAUAUAUUUUUUAAAUUACUUUUAUAUAAAAACUUAUGUAUG
Ceratosolen solmsi marchali is the source of this 1161-nucleotide messenger RNA. It is a transcript of the gene Nup37, whose product is annotated as nuclear pore complex protein Nup37. Bases 153 to 1121 code for a protein of 322 amino acids. Gene Ontology annotation, cellular component: nuclear pore outer ring. The transcript has 5 exons. Lineage: Eukaryota; Metazoa; Arthropoda; Insecta; Hymenoptera; Agaonidae. The record is from RefSeq and is a predicted model, not a curated record. Gene Ontology annotation, molecular function: protein binding.